CCCCGCCAAGCAAAAUAAGCAUGGAUUCAAUACCGGUGAAUUGGGAAACUCUGGACGCUCUGGUAAUUGAUUUCGCCAAAUCCGAAAACCUAGUCGAAGACACGGCUUCUUGUUCUUCACCGUCAUCGUCUCCGUCGUCUUCGCCUUCGUCUUCGUUGUACCAGUCGCGAUUGCUGAUUCGGCAGAUCAGACGGUUGUUAGAGGCCGGUGACAUUGAUGCCGCCACGGAUCUCCUUCGCGUUCACGCUCCUUUAAUCCUUGACGAUCACCGUCUUCUCUUCCGCUUGCAGAAGCAGAAAUUUAUUGAGCUUCUGAGGAAGGGAACUGUGGAAGAUCGUGAUUCUGCAAUCAAUUGUUUGCGGACUGCACUUGCGCCCUGUGCCCUUAAUGCCUAUCCUGAAGCAUAUGAGGAAUUUAAGCAUGUUCUUCUUGCCUUCAUUUAUGACAAAGAUGAUCAGUCCUCUCCAGUGGCAAAUGAGUGGUCUGAAAGGAGGAGGUUCGACAUUGCUGGAUUGAUGUCUUCUGUCUUAAGGGCUCAUUUACAUGCAUAUGAUCCAGUCUUUUCGAUGACAUUGAGAUAUUUGAUAAGCAUACACAAGGGAUUUUGCUUACGUCAAGGAGUUUCAUCACCUGUCUCAGAUCUUACUGAGAGGUUGCUCCUUGAGGAACGUGACUUUGCUGCAACACCACAGGAAAGUUUGUAUGAAGCCCCUCCAUUUGAUGAGGUGGACAUACAAGCUCUUGCACAUGCUGUGGAGCUUACAAGGCAAGGAGCAGUUGAUAGCUUAAGAGUUGCUAAGGGGGACUUAUUUCAAGCAUUUCAGGUGUAUCAACAAAACAUUCUUUUAGCUUCUAUGACGCAGCAUCUCCUGUCAAGCAAUGUGGCUGGUCUCUGGUCGGUGAUUGUAGUGGUUGGUAAUCACAGUCGCCUGGUGGUGGUCGCUGACUCGCUGGAGCCUUGGUCUCAGUCGCUUGGUCGCCGUCGCUGGAGCCUUGGUCGCAGUCGCCUGGUGGUGGUGGUUGUUGGAGCCUGGUGGUGGUGGUUGCUGGAGCCUGGUGGUCGUUGGAGCCUGGUGGUAGUGGUCGUUGGAGCUUGCUGGUGGUGGUCCUGGGGAUCGCUAGAGCUUGGUUGCACCGUUGCAGUCGCUUGGAAUGGAGGCCCUGGAGUCUGGACAACAAUUUAG
This is a messenger RNA of Ilex paraguariensis (yerba mate), 1184 nucleotides long. The record is from the annotation of a GenBank genome assembly. NCBI's taxonomy places the organism in Eukaryota, Viridiplantae, Streptophyta, Magnoliopsida, Aquifoliales, Aquifoliaceae.